Molecule: messenger RNA, 1502 nt
Organism: Oreochromis niloticus (Nile tilapia)
Lineage: Eukaryota; Metazoa; Chordata; Actinopteri; Cichliformes; Cichlidae
Product: ribosomal biogenesis protein LAS1L-like
Biological process (GO): maturation of 5.8S rRNA; maturation of LSU-rRNA
Cellular component (GO): preribosome, large subunit precursor; Las1 complex
Molecular function (GO): endonuclease activity
Source: RefSeq, a predicted model, not a curated record
UCCAGCAGGUGGCGCCAGCGUGCCCGCGGGGUGAAUGUCAGCCGCAACGAAGCCGAACCGAAAGUCGGCGUCAUUUCCUGGAUGCUGUUCGAAUAGCAACGGUAAAACUCGAAGCUCUGAACAUCAUAUAAAUCUGCGAGUGGUCUCUGCUGCUUUUCCCGCGCGCACAAUGGAGAAAAAGGGCUCUGAGAAAAACCGCCAUGUGGUACCCUGGCUUACCAAAGCGGAGAUGGACCAGGUUCGGGACUACCUUUACUCGAUGGACUCCUCUCUGCAGGGGGUUGCGUUAGACAGGAUAUCGGCUUGGAGGACCAGGUGCACUGAUAGUUUCCCCGUGGCCAUGGACUGCACAGCGGACCUCGUGCGCUGCCAGAUGCGGGACCUGUCCGGACAGCUUACCGGAGAUGACUUGAUUAUGAUGUACGGGACGGCCCUGGUAAGAUUUGUUAAUCUUAUCACGGAGCGCCAGCUGAAGCCACUGGCUGGAAAGAUUGAGCUUAGCAUCCCCGAGUGGAUGGUGGAUCUGAGGAACGAAAUCAUGCAUGGGAAGCUUCCUUCUUUGAAAUGGUGCCAAAGGGGAUGUAAGGUGGCCCUGGAGUGGCUCCAGCAGGAGUUUUGGUCCAGACAGCUGGGAGGAGCCCCCGAUGAGCGCUGUGACUUGCAGUCGCAUGGCGAGGAUGAGGACGUCAAGCGCCAGGAGGAUGAGCUCGUUGCCAGGCAGAAAGAAGUGGACGUCUGCAGAAAAGCUCGGGAGCUGCUGAUCUCUUAUGAGAAGGACCAGCACCAGCUCAUCCUGGAUGACAUGGAGCACCCCACCCCUCAGGAAACCAGGGAGAAGCUGGUCCAGCCCUGCUCCAUCUACACACAGACAGAGUGCUCCGAGGCCAGCACACCUCUGCAGCAGCAGCAGCAGCAGCCCAUAUAUACUGUGGAGAUGCCGCUGGACGAGAUGCAACACUCCCAGCAGGACGCCCGUCCCUUGCAUUCCUUACCGAUGGACUCGGAGACAAGUGAGGAGCGCAAAUGGGCAGACCUGCUGGCUGAAAGAGCACUUGCCCUCAGAGGUUCUCCGUGGCAGGUGUGCACUGAUAAUGUCUCAUGGAAGAACUAUCCCAUUGGUAAAGUUCCUGGACAGUCAGACGACCCGUCGUGCCUCAUGGUGGACAAUUAUACGAUAAUGACUGUGUCUGACCAGCCAGUGGAGCUGGAGAGCAGCGCGACACGUAGCAGCAUCCCCGGGGCCUCGGCUCCAGUCCGGCCAGCUGAGGGCCACCGCUAGAGCAACAGCGACCUCAACAGACUGAAAUGUGGACUGAAGCUGUUUUAAGUCUCAUUCCAGUCUUCGCUGACUCUUGUGUUUGUUUGCAGUUUGGAAGCAAAAUUACAAUGUUCAGAAGACAAAAUGUUCUGAUUUGACAAAAUGUUCCUUUAAUUCCAAAAAUGUUCCUUUAAUUCCAAAAAUGUUCUGAUUUCUGUUUUCAAAUAAACCAUGCUCUUUGCAA